AUCACCUGACAGUCUCAACGUCUCAGAUAGCCGGGCAGCGGCAGCAGCAGCAGCGGGCACACAGGGCGCAGCGUCACCCGGGAACAGCAGCAGCAGCGGGUACACAGGGCGCAGCGUCACCCGGGCACAGCAGCAGCGGGCACACAGGGCGCAGCGUCACCCGGGAACAGCAGCAGCAGCGGGCACACAGGGCGCAGCGUCACCCGGGAACAGCAGCAGCGGGCACACAGGGCGCAGCGUCACCCGGGAACAGCAGCAGCAGCGGGCACACAGGGCGCAGCGUCACCCGGGAACAGCAGCAGCGGGCACACAGGGCGCAGCGUCACACGGGCACAGCAGCAGCAGCGGGCACACAGGGCGCAGCGUCACCCGGGAACAACAGCAGCAGCGGGCACACAGGGCGCAGCGUCACCCGGGCACAGCAGCGGGCACACAGGGCGCAGCGUCACCAGGGCACAGCAGCAGCGGGCACACAGGGCGCAGCGACGCCCGGGCACAGCAGCAGCGGGCACACAGCGCGUAGCGUCACCCGGGCACAGCAGCAGCGGGCACACAGGGCGCAGCGUCACCCGGGCACAGCAGCAGCGGGCACACAGGUUGCAGAACCAUCCGGGCACAGGUGGCACAGCACAGGGCGCAGCAUCACCCGGGCACUAGCUGGCACAUAGACUCCUAGCACCAGUCAGUGGAAAUGUCCCCGCUCAGGGUGAGCAUCAUCGGCUCCGGCAACUGGGGUUCCGCUAUCUCCAAAAUCAUUGGUAAUAACACCAAGAGGUCCAACCGCUUCCAUCCGGUGGUGAACAUGUGGGUGUACGAGGAGAUGGUCCAGGGACGGAAGUUAACGGAAAUCAUCAAUCAGGAUCAUGAGAAUGUCAAGUACCUACCUGGUCACCCAUUGCCCCGGAAUGUUGUGGCUGUGCCGGAACUGGUGGAUGCUGUAGCCGGCACAGAUAUCCUGGUUUUUGUGGUGCCCCAUCAGUUCAUCAACAGGAUCUGCGACCAGCUGGUUGGCCACCUGAAAACUGGAGCAUUUGGGAUCUCUCUGAUCAAGGGAGUGGACGAAGCGCCGGAUGGACUGAAGCUGAUCUCCGACAUUGUACGGGAGAAACUGGGCAUAGAAGUCAGUGUCCUGAUGGGCGCAAACAUCGCCAGCGAGGUGGCCGAUGAGAAGUUCUGUGAGACCACCAUUGGAUGUAAGAACCUGCGGCACGGGCAGAUCUUUAAAGAGCUGAUGCAGACACCAAACUUCCGUAUCACGGUGGUGGAGGACUGCGACACUGUGGAAAUCUGUGGGGCCCUGAAGAACAUCGUGGCUGUGGGAGCCGGCUUUUGCGACGGUCUUGAAUUCGGUGAUAAUACCAAGGCCGCAGUCAUCCGGCUGGGGCUCAUGGAGAUGAUCGCUUUUGCCCGGCUCUUCUGUAAAGGCUCCGUGGCCACCAGCACCUUCCUGGAGAGCUGCGGCGUUGCCGACCUCAUCACCACCUGCUAUGGGGGCCGGAAUCGCAAGGUGGCGGAAGCCUUUGCCAAGACCGGGAAAUCCAUCGAGGAACUGGAGAAGGAGAUGCUGAACGGGCAGAAGCUGCAGGGACCCCAGGCCUCAGCGGAGGUAUACAAGAUCCUCAAGCAAAAGGACAUGAUUGACAAGUUCCCCCUGUUCGUGGCUGUGUACAGGAUCUGCUACGAGGGGCGCCCGGUCCUGGAAUUUAUCUCCUGUCUGCAGAACCACCCCGAGCAUUACUAGCACAGAGGAUAAUGGAUGCCCCCUGAACCGUAUCCUCCAUUGUCUGACGCUGAACCAUCAGUAACUGCGCCUAUACUGCAACGCCGCAUACUUCCACGCCGCCAGGAGAGGAUUCCGCCUCUUCCAGCGUAUGAUUUGCUGCCUCGGAGAAACGCUGCUCUUUUUGUUUCCGUUCCCUCUGUUGCAGCUGAGGAUGAAUGUACGAGAUAUUGUAUGAUCUAUAAUCACUCUAAUAACCGGCCGCGCUCUACCUAAUGCAUUGCGAGGAAGGGGACGGUGAUUGCUAGAAGCAGGGCAGGAGCGGAACACUAUAUCACUUGGCUGUAGUUCUGUCACUGGGGCAGGGAGCUGAUGCUUCUUAUCUGAUCAGUAACUGGUAACGCAUAAGUCCAGUGACAGAUCCCCAGUCUGUAUUCUAUCGUUCAUUAUCUCCGGUGAGACUAGAUUCUAAUAAUACACAGGGGAGAUGUAUUAUUACAGCACUUAUCAUGCUGAUAAAGCUCUUCCUGCUUCUUCCCUAUCGAGGCAAAUAGGAAGAAAUAACGCAGAGAUGUAUUAACAAAUAAUAAAAUAUAUAUGUGAUAUAAAAUGUAUACUCUUAAUGCGGAGAAUGUGAAUAAAUUGCUGGUACGCGCACAUUAGGCUAUACAGUGUUCCCUGGCCUGUAAUCCGGACACUGCGCACGGUAUGACAGCAGGAGCCAGGUAAAGAGAUCCGCAGUCGCCGGUCGAGGCCUCGUGUGAUAAUCUGAGGGUAUAACGGACUAUCCAUGUCAAAUUAAAAGAUUGGUGACUAAUUCUCCCUUAAAAAAGGGGCUUAUUGUAUUUGGUGGAAUAACCAUGGAUUUUACAAGGGACACAUAUCAAUCAAACCAAAUUCUAGUUCUUAUUUACCAUAAAACUAUGUUUCUAUAAAGAAUGAAUUAGCAAUAUAGCGGUAUAGAUCAUGCAUGUUAAACUCAUGGUCAUCCAGCUGUUGUGAAACUACAAGUCCCAGCAUGCUUUACCAGCUGAUCAGUGGAAGGUAUGCUGGCAAAGCAUGCUGGGACUUGUAGUUUCACAACAGCUGGAGGGCCACGAGUUUGACAUGCCUGGUAUAGAUACUUCAGAGGGAAGUAGGUGGCGUUAUACAUAUAUAUUUUUACUGCUUGCUCUGGAUAAAUCCCAGUAUUGUGCUCUCUUUUCAUUUAUAAAUUUAAUUUGCUGAUUCAAAA
Molecule: messenger RNA, 2954 nt
Organism: Pseudophryne corroboree (corroboree frog)
Lineage: Eukaryota; Metazoa; Chordata; Amphibia; Anura; Myobatrachidae
Product: glycerol-3-phosphate dehydrogenase 1-like protein
Exons: 8
Coding region: 692-1741 (349 amino acids)
Biological process (GO): carbohydrate metabolic process; glycerol-3-phosphate catabolic process
Cellular component (GO): glycerol-3-phosphate dehydrogenase (FAD) complex; cytosol
Molecular function (GO): glycerol-3-phosphate dehydrogenase [NAD(P)+] activity; NAD binding; protein homodimerization activity
Source: RefSeq, a predicted model, not a curated record